AUGUCGAUAAAAAAACUUGACCCUGAUGUCAUUAAUAAAAUUGCUGCCGGAGAAAUUAUCAUUUCACCAACAAACGCCUUAAAAGAGUUAAUUGAAAAUUCAAUAGAUGCAUCAUCAAAAUCUAUUGAUAUUUCAAUACAAAAUAAUGGCUUUAAAAUAUUACAAAUUUCAGAUGACGGAUCGGGAAUUAAAAAAGAGGAUUAUCCUAUAUUAUGUCAUCGUUUUACCACUUCCAAAAUUACCAAGUUUGAAGAUCUAAGUGAAAUUGAUACUUUUGGUUUUAGAGGUGAAGCUCUAUCUAGUAUCUCACAUAUAGCACAUUUGUCAGUUACUUCAAAACGUAGAAAUGAAGAUCUAGCAUGGAAAUGUCAAUUUGAAAGAGGUCAAAUGAUUGAUGAAACAUUAAAACCAAGCGCCGGUAACCAGGGGACAACUAUCACCGUAUCGGAUUUAUUUUAUAAUGUUCCCAGUAGAUUGAGAAGCUUAAGACAGAAGGAUGAAUUUAAUAAAAUUUUUGAUGUUAUUGGUAAAUAUGCAAUCAAUAAUCCAGGUAUUGCAUUUUCCUUGAGAAAAAUUGGCGAUUCUAGAAUUGCUUUGGUCAUUAAAAAGGAUCUAAACAUUAAAGACAGGAUUAGAACUAUAUAUACUAGUAUUGUUUCAAACGAUUUAAUAGAUUUUAAUAUAAAUGUAUCAGCUGAGGAUACUGAUGAUUAUGGAAAGAUUGGAUUUAUUAGUUGUUCAGGGAUGGUUGCUAACUUGAAUUAUUCAAACCAAGUCAAAAGGAAUAUUCAGCCAAUUUUUUUCAUUAAUAAUAGACUAGUUACGUGUGAUCCUUUGAAAAGAUCAAUUGAUCAAACAUAUUCCUCAUAUCUUCCUAGAGGGGCAUCCAGACCCUUUGUGUAUUUAAAUAUUAAACUAAAUCCCCGUAUUUUAGAUGUAAAUGUUCAUCCUACUAAAAGCGAAGUUAGAUUUUUACAUGAAGAGGAAAUAAUAAAUAUUAUUACUUUGAGAUUACAUGAAUUUUUAUCCAAAUUAGACUCCUCGAGAACAUUUAAAGCCAACACAUUCAGUGCUAGUCAGAUGAAUUCAGCUUCUACCCCUUCAUCAAACAAGCAUAAAAAUAUAUUGAACAGUAGCCUAAAGCGCCAAGAAAGCAAAUUGGUGCGUAUUGAUUCAGAACAAGCUAGAAUCACCAGUUUUAUGAGCCAGAAAAAUGUUUCUUUAGAUACUGAUAAAUUACCAACUGAUGCCGAUGGCAAUCCAAAUUCUAGUUUCAUUGAGGGUAAAGAUGAUGUAUAUAUUAAUAACGAAAGAGAAGUUACUAAAGUUGAAUUAACGAGUAUUCAGACAUUAAAACAAUUAGUCGACGAAAAUUCACACUACGAUCUAACAAAUAUUUUUGCAAAUUUAACUUAUAUUGGUGUUAUUGAUUACACAAAACGAUUGGCAGCUAUCCAAUAUGAUCUAAAAUUAUUUAUGGUGGAUUAUGGUGCUGUUUGUUAUGAACUUUUUUAUCAAAUAGGCUUGUCGGAUUUUGCCAACUAUGGUAAAAUAUAUUUGAACAAAAGCGGAAACGGAUUAAAUAUCAAAGAAAUUUUAUCCCCUAUCAAAUCGGCCAAUGAUGCACAAAUUAAAAGUAUAUGCGAAAAACUGUUAGAUAUGAAAGAUAUGUUAUAUGAAUAUUUCUCGAUUGAAAUCGAAAAAAUUGAUGAUGAGUGUAUCCAUAUCAAAACACUACCUAUGCUUCUAUUAAAAUACAAGCCGCCCAUAAAUAAGUUACCAUUAUUCAUUUAUAGAUUAGGGACAAGAGUUGAUUGGAAUGAAGAACAAGCUUGCUUAGACGGAAUUUUAAAACAGAUUGCCUUAUUAUACAUUCCAGAAAUAAUAGAAGAAAACGGAGAACACACUGAUUUAAAUAACACUUUAGAAAAAGUUAUUUUCCCCUGCAUUAAAAAAAGGUUACUAGCUCCUAAAAGUUUGUUACGGGAUAUAGUUGAAAUAGCAAAUCUUCCUGGGUUAUAUAAAAUCUUUGAAAGGUGUUAG
Messenger RNA from Saccharomycodes ludwigii, 2043 nucleotides. RefSeq names its product mismatch repair ATPase MLH1 (gene MLH1). Gene Ontology annotation, cellular component: MutLalpha complex. Gene Ontology annotation, biological process: mismatch repair. The transcript has a single exon. NCBI's taxonomy places the organism in Eukaryota, Fungi, Ascomycota, Saccharomycetes, Saccharomycodales, Saccharomycodaceae. Bases 1 to 2043 code for a protein of 680 amino acids. Gene Ontology annotation, molecular function: ATP-dependent DNA damage sensor activity; ATP hydrolysis activity; ATP binding. The record is from RefSeq and is a predicted model, not a curated record.